Culex pipiens pallens (northern house mosquito) is the source of this 1907-nucleotide messenger RNA. It is a transcript of the gene Efr, whose product is annotated as UDP-xylose and UDP-N-acetylglucosamine transporter. Gene Ontology annotation, biological process: transmembrane transport. Gene Ontology annotation, molecular function: UDP-xylose transmembrane transporter activity; UDP-N-acetylglucosamine transmembrane transporter activity. The transcript is spliced from 5 exons. The coding region runs from base 541 to 1554 and encodes 337 amino acids. Lineage: Eukaryota; Metazoa; Arthropoda; Insecta; Diptera; Culicidae. Gene Ontology annotation, cellular component: Golgi membrane; endoplasmic reticulum membrane. The record is from RefSeq and is a predicted model, not a curated record.
AGCGGCGGUACAUAACACAAAACUAGUGGCCAAUAAUACCGCUACUAACUGCGGCUAAAAUAAACACUGCAAUAUACCUAAGGCAUGACCACGGCAUUUCGUCUCAGUUCACGGCCUAGCUCGGCUGAGUGAGGGAGUUUUGGUUCAUCUUUUCAUUCGUCGGUGUCAGUGUCGUCAGUGAUAGUUUUGUGUGUUUUCCCAAAAAUAGGCAAUAAAUUCAUUAGCGCCGAUUUUUUUCUCUGAUUUGAACGAACUUUCGACUUUUCACCGCAAACGACAGGUGCGGUUGAGACGACGACAAAUUGUUAUCAGUUUCAGCAUGACAUUGCACUAAGUGCGAGCAAGCAACUUUUGCCACUUCAUAAAAUCGCAUGACCAGUGGAAUAUUACGUCAAGGCAGCUGGUUUUGUCAAAGAAACAAAAAAAAAACAAUCCAGGCAGUCGAUCUAUCAUAGAAAUUCAUUGACGGCGUCAAGUACGCGUGCGGCAAUAAUUAGUAGGCGCUGACGGCGGGCACUUCCGUCAACAAAACUUGCCAAGAUGAGCGCCGCAAUGGCCAUCGUGAUGGUCUUCGUGGGAUGCUGCAGCAAUGUGGUGUUCCUGGAGCUGCUGGUCAAGGUCGAUCCCGGUUCGGGCAACCUGAUCACGUUCCUGCAGUUCCUGUUUAUCGCCCUGGAGGGCUUCCUGUUUACGUCCAAGUGCGGCACGGUUAAGCCGCGGAUCGGCCUCAAGGACUACACCAUCCUGGUGGCGAUGUUCUUCGUGGCCAGCGUGUGCAACAACUACGCGUUCGACUUCAACAUCCCGAUGCCGCUGCACAUGAUCUUCCGGGCAGGGUCGCUGAUCGCCAACAUGAUCAUGGGGAUCAUCAUUCUGCGGAAGCGGUACGCCUUUUCCAAGUACCUGUCGGUGGGCAUGAUCACGCUUGGGAUCGUGGUUUGUACGAUCGUUUCCGGGAAGGACGUAAAGAGCACCCAGGUGGUUGAGAACGCCGAAGAGGAGGACCCGGUGCAGGUGUUCUUCUGGUGGACGGUCGGAAUCACGUUGCUGACGUUGGCGCUGUUCGUGUCAGCCCGGAUGGGACUCUACCAGGAAGUGUUGUACAAACGCUACGGUAAACACCCCAAGGAAGCCCUGUUCUACACUCACCUGCUGCCACUGCCGUUCUUCCUGAUCCUGACCACCAACAUCUGGGAGCACAUCAAGCUGGCCAACGCAAGCCCGCUCUACGACGUCCCACUGCUCAAUAUUGGCGUUCCGAUCACGUGGCUCUACCUGCUCGGCAACGUCCUCACCCAGUACGUGUGCAUCAGCUCGGUGUACGUCCUCACGACGGAAUGCUCCUCGCUGACCGUGACCCUGGUAGUGACGCUGCGCAAGUUCGUUUCGCUGCUCUUCUCGAUCGUGUACUUCAACAACCCGUUCACCAUCUACCACUGGAUCGGAACGCUGCUCGUGUUCACGGGGACGAUCAUCUUCACCGAGGUGGUGGACAAGGUUCGCCAGGCCGUGGCUGGGCCCGCCAAGGCGCAAGUUGAGAAGAAGGUUGACUAAAAGGUUUUCAGGGUUUAUUUUAGUUGGCGGAUUGUUUCGAUGAAAAGUACUAAAAGUUUCAAUAGGUUUUUAUUUAGCUCAAAGAGAUUUCCAACGACGAAAUUGAACUAAAAAAUACAAGCUCUUUCAAAUUAGGUAGUUUAAAUGAUCAAGUCCGUAUCACGCACUUCAUUGUUGAGUAAGUAUUAGUUUAUUUUUGUCAUUUUAUAACUGAUCGAAUAAAGUUGUGUUCGUCGUGGAGUUUGCAAGUGGAGAUGCAGUUUUGUACGUACAAUGUAAGAAUCAGCUAGAUUCGCCGUUUUCUACACCAACCAUUAGAAUUAGUGCAAUAAAGAGUAAUUGAUUUGAAAUGA